GACCCACGCACCCACAUUAUUAGAGCCACUUGUGAACUUUUAUUUUGAAAGGCCGUGACACUUUUGUUCGCUGUCAGUGAUUGGACGAGCGGAUUGACCAACAGGAAGUCGUGAUAGUAGUCUGUAACGCUGGAUUGUCACGUGUAGUUGUUCAAAAUGCUGCGACGAGAGGUGAGACUGAGAAAGGAAUACCUGUACAGGAAAGCACAGGAGGACAGGCUGCACGCUAUUGAAGAUAAAAAACAGAAGCUCAAAUCUGCUUUAGAUGAAAAUCGGCUUAUACCCACUGAAGUUCGGAAGGAGGCUUUAGAGUUACAGAAACUGUUGGAGUUUGAAGAUGAGGGUGGAGAAGGUGUUAGUUCUCAUAUGGAUGAUGAGUACAAGUGGGCAGGAGUGGAAGACCCCAAAGUUAUGGUCACAACAUCCAGAGAACCCAGCUCUAGACUCAAGAUGUUUGCCAAAGAAAUGAAGCUGAUGUUUCCAGGGGCCCAGCGUAUGAACAGAGGAAACCAUGAAGUUAAAACAUUAGUACACGCGUGCAAAGCUAAUAAUGUCACUGAUCUUGUUAUAGUUCAUGAGACCAGAGGUCAGCCAGAUGGUUUGGUGGUGUGUCACCUUCCUUUUGGGCCGACAGCCUACUUUACAUUGUAUAAUGUGGUAAUGAGACAUGAUGUUCCAGACAUCGGCACCAUGUCCGAAGCCUACCCUCACCUCAUUUUUCACAACUUCACGUCACGUCUUGGCCGAAGGGUCUCCAACAUCCUAAAGUAUCUGUUUCCUGUACCCAAAGAGGACAGUAGACGUGUUAUUACGUUCGCAAAUACAGAUGAUUUCAUCUCUUUCAGACACCAUACCUACAAGAAAACCGAUCACAAAAAUGUUGAGUUGACAGAGGUUGGACCCAGAUUUGAAAUGAAACUGUACAUGAUCAAGCUCGGCACACUAGACAAUGAGAAUACUGCAGAUGUUGAGUGGCGACUACAUCCUUACACACGCACUGCCAAAAAAAGGAAAUUCUUAAGUGUGGAAUAACCCAGUGUGCUUUUCAGAAACCUGCAUUGUUCUGUCAGAAUGGACACUUUCAAUGUACUUCCACCUUUACAGUGGUUCUUUUUCCAUUUACUUGUGACAUUCAAUAUUAUGAUAAUACUGUUUGCUUUUUGACACUUCCUCGAAUGAAAUAUUUUGUACAGAGUCAUCUGAACAUUAAAAAACGUUCUUUACA
Molecule: messenger RNA, 1225 nt
Organism: Labeo rohita (rohu)
Lineage: Eukaryota; Metazoa; Chordata; Actinopteri; Cypriniformes; Cyprinidae
Gene: imp4
Product: IMP U3 small nucleolar ribonucleoprotein 4
Exons: 9
Coding region: 157-1032 (291 amino acids)
Biological process (GO): rRNA processing
Cellular component (GO): nucleolus; Mpp10 complex; small-subunit processome
Molecular function (GO): rRNA primary transcript binding; snoRNA binding
Source: RefSeq, a predicted model, not a curated record